Rotaria sordida is the source of this 1350-nucleotide messenger RNA. Lineage: Eukaryota; Metazoa; Rotifera; Eurotatoria; Philodinida; Philodinidae. The record is from the annotation of a GenBank genome assembly.
AUGCAAUUUGACGAUGAAAUAGUUAGAACACAUGAUGAGCUUCUUGAUCAAAUACAAAAAUUAGAAAAAUCGAAUAUUUUGCCAUCGGAUCUUUUUGAUCAAAUUGAACAAUGGAAGAAAACAACAAUCGAUAAAGUAGAAAAAGCAGCAGAAAGGGCUCGUCAUCAGUUAGUCGAACUAACAGAUAAACAAAGAAGCAGCAUAACAAAACAAUUUGAACCUAUUACAAAAGAAAUUCGUUUUCGUCGCGAAGAAGAAGAUUUUCUUGAAAAGGAUAUUGAUCGACUUAAGCAAAAGCUCAAUGAAAUCAAACAAAAACUUCAACAAUUUACUCAAAAAGACACAGCUAAGACUAUCAUUGUCGAUAAUGAUCAAAUUGAUUGGAAUCGUAUUAUUCAUGUUCGAGAAGAACAAAAAUACUCAUCGUUCCUGCUCAGUAUAAACCUUAACACAAACUCAAAAUGGUUACAGAAUGGUGUUACUGUGGCUGGAGGAAAUGGAGUUGGCAACCAAACGAAUCAACUCAACAAUUUAUGGGGUCUAUGUAUCGGUGAUGACCAAACUAUUUACGUAGCUGACUGUGGCAAUAAGCGUAUUGUGGAAUGGAAAUAUGGUGCGACAACUGGACAAGUUGUAGCUGGUGGAAACGGAUCAGGAAAUCAAUUUGAUCAGUUGGCUAGCGCAACAGAUGUGAUCGUUGAUAAAUCAAAAAAUAGCCUCAUCAUUUGUGAUUACAGCAAUAAUAGAGUAGUUCGAUGGUCUCGUUCAAAUGGUAGAAAUGGAGAAACAGUCAUACGGAAUAUUGGAUGUUGGAGCUUGACAAUGGAUGAUGAUGAAUUUUUAUAUGUAUCUGAUUAUGACAGACAUGAAGUUAGACGAUAUGGAGUAGGAGAAACUCAAGGAACCUUGGUUGCAGGUGGAAAUGGAUCAGGAAAUCGUCUCGACCAGUUGUCUUAUCCCGGAUAUGUCUUCGUUGAUGAAGAUCAUUCAGUGUAUAUAUCAGAGUACAGUAAUCAUCGCGUGGUGAAGUGGAUGAAAGAUGCAAAAGAAGGGAUUGUUGUAGCCGGUGGUCAAGGACAAGGAAAUAAUCUUUCACAAUUAUCAGGCCCUUACGGAAUUGCUGUAGAUAAAUCUGGUACUGUCUAUGUGGCUGAUAGCGAAAAUAAUCGAAUAGUACGCUGGCGUCAAGGAGCCACACAAGGCGACGUCAUUAUUGGUGGAAAUGGUCGAGGGAAUCAAUCGAAUCAACUGUAUGAUCCAAUGGGAUUGUCAUUUGAUCGAGAAGGCAAUCUUUAUGUGAAUGACAAUGGAAAUUCUCGAGUGCAAAAGUUUAAUAUUGAUCGAAGUUAA